Hydatigera taeniaeformis is the source of this 1872-nucleotide messenger RNA. Lineage: Eukaryota; Metazoa; Platyhelminthes; Cestoda; Cyclophyllidea; Taeniidae. The record is from the annotation of a GenBank genome assembly.
AUGAAUGUUCCAGACCAGAUUGUCAAAGUACCCGAAUACUGUGAGUCUGUAAAGGUUGUGAAAGUCAAGGUCAAGAAGCGCCAAGCCGUAACUCCCUCUACCAUAGUAUGCACACUGGAAGUCCCUGGACAUCCCAAAAUGAACAUAAACGGCCCAGGCUACGGGAAGGUGACGAUGCUUUGUCAAGAGGGCUGUACACUUGGACCUAAAGAAGGAGGUGUUUGUGGCGAGAGAAUCACUGAAGCCUCUGCAAGUAUUCCUAUGGUCCACAUGAUUCCCGAUCUGCACGUCAGUGAGUCGGUUGCUGCUGAAAUUGCACUUAGAGAUGAGGAAUCCCUUCUGACUGCGAGGAAACUUGCCCUGCUUAUUGACUUGGAUCAAACAGUUCUUCAUACCACUACCACACCUCAUGCAUUCCGCUAUAGGAACGUGCACCGAUUCAAUCUGGCUGGUUGCGAGAUGAUGUACCACACCCGAUUCCGACCUCAUUUGGGCAAAUUUUUGCGCCGUAUGGUGAAGCGAUUUCAGAUGCACAUCUGUACGUUCGGUAACCGCGCUUAUGCUCAUCAGCUAGCCAGUAUUCUCGACCCUAAGCGCAAGUACUUCUGUCAGCGCAUACUCUCCCGCGACGAGUGUUUCAAUCCUAUCACUAAAUCUGCUAAUCUCAGGGCCUUAUUUCCUAGAGGUGUUCAUCUCGUCUGUAUAAUCGAUGAUCGUGGUGACGUAUGGGAUUGGUCACCUAAUCUUAUUCAAGUUCAACCUUACAGAUUCUUCCCUGAGGUGGGAGAUAUCAAUGGACCGCCGGGGCGGCCACUUUCUAUGAUGCCGAUGCCAGAUUUCCGAGCCUUUAAUCCCCCUUCGCCUACGGGGACCUCAACUUCGACAGACACUACAAAUUCCUCAGAUGAGGAGGGACCAUCUUCAUCAAAUAUGUCCAAACUCGGAACCAUUGACAUCGACACAAAAUCGAGUGAUGAAACCAUCGAACCAUCCUUAGGUCAUCUAAUCUCCCCACCAAAAAAAUUGGAGGAAACGGUCCCAUCAAAGGUGGCAGGAGAGUCAUCGAUUUCUGUGGGACAUGACGCACCUUUGAACUCUGAAAAGUCAAAUGAUUCAAAAUGCACCAACAAUGAAAUUGAGAGGAAACCCUCGGUAGACUCUUCAAGGUCUGUUGACGAAAAGGAAACCAAGUCUAAAUUUCUAGCGGAAAGUUCAACGACAAAGAGUGAGGUCAAAGUUGUAGAAGAAGUAUUGGACUAUCCACCGUUAUGCGAGUCUCCACCCCCUCCACCACUGUCCCCAACCCAGUCAAUAUUUGAAAUGAGUGAGGAGGCUCUCGAUGCUUUUGACUCAGACUAUCUGCUUAGAUUGGAGGAGAUACUGACUGAGAUUCAUCGGCGCUACUACCGAGCCUAUGACAAGUACAUGGCAGAAGUGAAACAACGCAAGGCACAAAACAUACCUGUGGAGGAAGGUUCCAGGUGCGAUGGUUACUUCACCUAUUCUCUAUUCAUGCACGUUCUAAUGGUCACAUUUGCUUUCCAAUUCAACGAUAACUCUGAAUACUGUAGAAUUAGAUGGGCGUAUCUGCCUCGUUUCAUCAAACUGGUUCUUCAAGAUUUUUUUCGAAAUUACCUUCAAUUACGCCCCAGACUUUCGGGCAUUCCUCACGUGGCCAACGUGAUGUCACAGAUGCGAGCUCGAGUUCUUGGUCCCAACACUCACAUCACUCUCUCAGGACUGACACCACGCCAUCGACCAGCGUGCGAUUCUCUUGCUGGCCAAAUUGCUCUCGGCUUGGGCGCUACGCUCCACAACCGUCUGCGUCUGCCCAAACAACCGCUGGCUGUAUGUAAUAGAGCCAUUGGGUGA